Macroventuria anomochaeta is the source of this 765-nucleotide messenger RNA. RefSeq lists its product as uncharacterized. Bases 1 to 765 code for a protein of 254 amino acids. The transcript has 4 exons. Lineage: Eukaryota; Fungi; Ascomycota; Dothideomycetes; Pleosporales; Didymellaceae. The record is from RefSeq and is a predicted model, not a curated record.
AUGGACUUGAAGACCUCCUGCAUUGUCAUCUUGCGCGCAGAACGUCCCGAUGAGAUAAUCCAGAAGACGAACCGGCCAUGCCUAUCAAGAUGGUUCACGACGUCCGUUGCGAGUUCCGUCGCCUGCGUCUGCGCGCGCGCGCCAGCUUGGAGCACCAAGAUCGAAGCGCGUCCGUUUUUGGCCCAGUCUCGCAGCAUACUUUCGAUACUUUUCGGUACUUCAAACAGACGCGAGAAAGGCCACUGUAGGUGUCCAGACAAUCGUUCCGUCGCAAGAUUCUGGACGCAUGGGACCAAGACCGUAAUCUCGUACCCUCAGCUCUACCACUGCCGGUCGGUCCUCUCUAAGUUUGCAACGAAAGAUCUUCAACUAUCCCAAAAGGUACAUGUCGAGGCUUUUCGAAAAUACUUCAAUGAAGAGCUUGCCGCUGGAUACGAAGAAGCAGAGAGUGUUUUUCGAGAGGGUUUCGUGACCAGAAAACACUUGGCAAAAUCGUUCCAACCGAACGAAGUUGUCGUUGGUUUGGCCGACCGCGAACCUGUGGCUUAUAUUAUAAUGGUUGCUGAAAUGUACGAACCCCCCUGCACUUGGUUCACUACUACGACAGGCUUACGUUGUUCUGGUACAUGUCCUGCAGGGCAACAACGUGGUGUGAACGGCCACUCACAAGGCUGUCAGGGGGGUCUGCACAUUUUUGCAAGCACCAAUACCACAUCAACCCCGAUCAUCAGCUCCGAUCAGAUGACACUAUCCUGCUGGUUGUAG